AUGUGGAUGUUCUUAUUUUACUUUGAUGUUUGCUUAAUGAGGCUCUGUGUGGGCGAGAAAAUUCAGAGAGAUAGAUACCUUUAUGAUAUUGGUGUGCACAUAUGGUUGCAGUAUAACUAUGUCCAAACAUCGAAGAAUUCGAGAGUUAGUUCUAAUUUGGUGUUGAGUACUAUAUCUGAAAUUGUGAGGGACAAGCCGUUGACUCGACCGUGUGAGGUGGUGACUAUUUUGAAGAAGGAUUAUGGGCUAGAUAUGAGUUACCACGUGGUAUGGUUGGGCGUAGAGAAAGCAAAGGCUAUUAUUCUUGGAGAUCACUUAUUAUCGUUUGACCAGCUGUGGUGGUAUUCGGAUGCUGUGAUGCGUUACAAUUCGGGGAGUUAUGUCAAUAUUGACUAUGAUUCGAGUAGUCAACAGUUUUGUUGUUUCUUUGUAUCAUUCACUGCAUGUAUUUCUAGGUUCAAUUCUUGUCGACCUUUCUUAUUCCUGGAUGGAACAUUCCUCAAAGGAAAGUACAAAGGUCAGCUACUUGCGGCAACGGCGAAAGAUGGAAACAAUGAGACCAUAGCCAAUUGGUUGUGGUUCUUGCACAAACUUGGCAAGGUUGUUGAUGGUAAGCGUCAAAUUACUUUUAUUUCGGACUGUAAUCUUGGUCUAUUAGAAGUGAUGCCGAAGGUGUUCCCAUUUGUUCACCAUGGUUAUUGCUUACAACACUUGAAGAACAACUUAAGAGACCGGAUGAAGGGAAUUGAUAAUGGAUUUAAGGAUCACCUCGUUAGUAGUUUGGGUGACUGUGCUUACGAGCCAACUGUGGUAGAGUUUCAUGAAAAGUUUAAGAAAUUAAAAGCGGAGGAAUGGGACAUGCGUUAUGGGAAGAUGACAUCCAAUGCGGCAGAAUCAUUUAAUAAUUGGAUUAAAGAAGCUCGCAAUCUUCCUAUCACUCAAAUGAUGGACACAAUUCGUACUCAGUUGAUGUGA
Camellia sinensis is the source of this 975-nucleotide messenger RNA. The record is from RefSeq and is a predicted model, not a curated record. Lineage: Eukaryota; Viridiplantae; Streptophyta; Magnoliopsida; Ericales; Theaceae.